AUGUCACAGUCAAUGGGCCUGGGUGGGGAGCGGCGCUACUCCGUGCCCUCGAACCCUAUGAUGCACGAUCCUCGCGGGAUGCAUUCAGAGGACCUGCAUGCUUGGUCUAUUUACAGACAAAACCUCAAUUCAGAUUUCACCGACAGUGCUCUGGGUAGCACGGACAAAAGCCCUUUGCCCUACGGAAACUUUCAGCUGCGUGACACCACUGUACAGUCGAUACUGUCACAUCCAAGAUAUGGACCGAAAUCGGCUCUCGGGUCCAACAUGUACACUUACCUCAAAUUCGGUCUGCCGCGUGUGUUUCCACCAAAUCACAACGGCUCCCAGAGAUCGGGGACGCCAAAGCCGAAGACUUCAAUCGGAAGUGGGAUGAAGUCGAUGCCGAGAAUCCAGAGACAGAGUAGAGGAGUUAGAGAGACCUCGUCAGGUUAUGAUAGUUCAGACAACGAAACCUCAACCAAUUACAAAUACAACCGGAAAUACCGCUCGGAUCCAGACUUCAGGUUACAGAACAUGCAUCAGACUUAUCAACAUGCAACCGGUGUGCCAUUAGUCGCGAUGCAUCAAGCUGGAAUUCGUGAUUCCCAGUGGGGGACAUCAAAACAUAAAUCAGUGAGUGAGGCGAAUCUUCUUGGCAUCGAUGCGCGCACGCAUCGUUCUUACACCAAUAGACGAAACAGCGUCGCAGACUUUGUACCGGACAAUGAUCAUCAGAGCUACCUUAUGCCAGCGUCUCACCUGGGCGGACGUAUGUCGAAGGCGGGAAGCCAUAUGUCUGUAGCCCAAUCCAGGAAACAUUCCACACUCCGGCCUGGCGAUCAUCUGGAUGGCUACGCGCAUUCUACUUAUAUCUAUCCAAAUUAUUAUGUAAACAGCUUAGAAAUAACUUCACCAGACAAUAGUUCAACUCUGCUCGUGUCAGGAUUGAGCUUUGAAGUGAAGUCUGGCGAAAUCCUAGCAGUUCUCGCUACUUCGCAGCAGGAGGCCACUGGACUGCUGGAUGUUCUGGCUGGUGCAAGAAAGAAACUAACAGGCGACAUAGUACUAAAUGGACAGCCGGUUGCUUCUUCAACGCUACGGAAAGUGGCCGCAUAUGUUCGUAAGGACACCUCCCUCUGUCCCGCCAUGACUGUGGAGCAUACUUUGCGAUUCCAUGCAACACUGCGCACCCCCAGACAUAACAUUAAUCAUGUGAAAAUGGAUGACCGUGAUCGGAUAAACCUUCUAAUAGAAGAACUAGGUCUGGAGCAAGUGAGAGACACGAACGUCUGCCGCCUCACUCGCUCCGAGGUCCGUCGUUUGAACGUCGCCUGUCAAUUGUUACUUGACAUGGCGGUGCUGAUACUGGACCAGCCUACAAAAGAGAUGGACAUAUUUGACACGUUCUUUCUCGUAGAGUAUUUGAGGAACUGGGCGAGUACUGGUCGUGUGGUCAUCAUGUCUCUUCAUCCGCCUACGUAUGAGAUCUUUGCUAUGUUGACUAAGGUGGUGUUAAUAUCAGCUGGUCGCACAAUGUUCAGCGGUUACAGAAGAGAUAUGUUGCCAUACUUCGCGUCCAUAGACUAUCCUUGCCCAGCUUUCAAGAACCCUUCGGAUUACUACCUGGAUUUAGUAACGUUAGACGAUCUAUCCGCGGCGGCCAUGUUGGAAUCAUCAGGUCGUAUUGAGGCUCUAGCUGGGGUCUUCGCUGGGGCCCACACUGCUCCGGAGCCCCCUCCGCCUGUACCCCUACCAGCACCGGUUACACGAUCUAAUGUAGCUGUACAGUGUUUUGCGCUGCUUGAAAAGAGCAUGCUUUACACCCAAAUGACAACUCUAUCGAAUGUCAUCACUCGUGUUCUUAUAGCCGCUCUUAUGUCCCUCGUUGUUGGGACCAUAUUCUGGGACUUACCUGACACUGAUCCCAAGCUAACACAAAACGAUCGCAUCGGCUUUCAUUAUUCAAGCAUGUGCAUAUGCGCAUGGCCGAUUCUUUUAUGGCUAAGCGCAAGGGAGGCGAGUUCCAUGCGACGCUAUGUAGAACGAGAUAUAGCUGUGGGGCUGUAUUCUAGAACUAUCUUUAUAUUGUUCGAUCAAUUUCUAGAACUUUGGUCGGCGAUAUUAACGUGGUUAGCUUACUUGGUGCCCAGUUACGCUAUGUCUGGUCUGUAUGCGCAGGCGCCGGGUUCGUUCGAUGGUUUUUACGUGUAUUUAGGUUACAUGGUGUUAUAUCUCGUAAGCAUCCAAAUGCUCUGCCGGGCUACCGUCUUCGUAAUUCCAAUGGAGAAGACGGCUUCAAUCAUAUCCGGAUUCUGUCUCCUACUUAGUACACUCGUUUCUGGGUUUACCCUGCAUGACCAGGACCUGACAGUGUAUACCAGGUGGCUGCAGUACGUUUCGCCAUCACGUUGGGUUCUACCAGAAAUUCUGAGGCGAGAACUCAGUGAGACUGCUUUGAGGAGCAGUAUUAGUAAAGAUCUAAGAUGUACUAAUAAACAGAGACAAAACCCCGACAUAAUUGUGAAAGCAUCUUGUCCACCACCGAACGGGACUCAGGUGUUAUCAAGCUUCGGUUAUCUUAGAUCAGACAGAAUCUGGGAGGAAACGGAAGACAACUUCCUGAUAGCGUUGGCCGUUUUUUAUGCGGUUUUCGCUCUAGUCGCAAUAUUUGCAUUUGUUUUCGACUGCACUAAGUACGCGAAGACUAAAGAUAGGUCGGCGUUGAAAGGUCACAAAGUUAGUGUUAAUACGCCUUAA
Leptosia nina is the source of this 2739-nucleotide messenger RNA. NCBI's taxonomy places the organism in Eukaryota, Metazoa, Arthropoda, Insecta, Lepidoptera, Pieridae. The record is from the annotation of a GenBank genome assembly.